This is a messenger RNA of Zasmidium cellare ATCC 36951, 2019 nucleotides long. RefSeq lists its product as uncharacterized. Gene Ontology annotation, molecular function: magnesium ion binding. Gene Ontology annotation, biological process: dephosphorylation; L-serine biosynthetic process. Gene Ontology annotation, cellular component: cytoplasm. The coding region runs from base 1 to 2019 and encodes 672 amino acids. The transcript has a single exon. The record is from RefSeq and is a predicted model, not a curated record. NCBI's taxonomy places the organism in Eukaryota, Fungi, Ascomycota, Dothideomycetes, Mycosphaerellales, Mycosphaerellaceae.
AUGUGUUUGGCAACCAGUCCUCUAGAACGACCGCCAGUCGUGGGGAUAUACGGGGUUAGCGGGUCGGGGAAAUCGCACCUACUAGCACAACUAAAGCACGAAUUGAAGGACGACAGGUUCCUCUUUUGGGAAGGCUCAGAAGAAAUAGAUGCAGUUGUACCUGGUGGACUCGAGGCGUUCAAAGCGCUACAUCACAAUGAACAGGCAAGGUUCCGUGCUGCUGCUACGGAUCGAAUUCGGGAACAAUGCACAGAAAGCGGGUGUGUUGGGGUUGUCGCAGGCCACUUUAUGUUUUGGAACGAACAGGAGGAACAAGGGCAAGCUGUUUGGACCGAAUCGGAUCAGAACACAUUCACUCAUAUAGUGUACUUGGACAUUCCACCAUCGCAAAUCGACGACAUGCGACGGCAAGACGAGAGACGCGCACGCGAGUCUAUGUCUGUUCGCCACCUCGACCUCUGGAAACGGACAGAGGAAAAAUCUCUGCGUGCUCUGUGCGGUACGCACGGAAUCCUGUUUUCACGUGUCUUUCCAUACCCAGCACUGCUGCCGAAAGUCGCCGCUCUCAUCCGCGAUUUUCAGCGCCACACAGUGGAGCGCAACUUGAAAAGGGCAGAGGUCGCGGUGGAUGUCUUGGUUCAGGGGGCCAAGGCUCAACUUGAGUCUAUGCUAGUCAUCGACGGGGACAAGACACUGGCUCCGGAGGACACAGGAGAGUUGUUUUGGCACCGGAUCUGUACAGAUCGGUUGUCAUGGGACUUGCAAUGGAGCCCUUCCGCUGUCUUCAAGAGCCCACUGGGAUACUCUUAUGCCGCAUUUCGCCAAGUCAGUUUGCUGUACGAAGAGGCUGUCGAUGAGGAGGAGUUCGAGGAUGUGUGUGCCUAUGUGGCCGAGCAGGUUAACCCCUACCUGGAUUUCGUCUCCCUGUUGAAGAGAACUGUCGACCACGCUCACGUAGGCGCCGUGAUCGUGACGUGCGGGAUUGGUCGCAUAUGGGAGAAAGUCCUCGGAAUACAGGGUCUCUCUCACGAUAUCAAAGUGCUUGGAGCAGGACGCAUCUCGACAGACUUUGUCGUUACCCCGGCUGUGAAAGCAGCAAUUGUUGGCCGCCUUCGAGAUACGUACGGCUUGCAUGUUUCGGCUUUUGGAGACAGUCCAUUGGAUCUACCAAUGCUUAAAAUGGCUAACAAGGCCUUUGUUGUCGUGGGGACGGAAGAAGAGCGAAGCAAAUCAAUGGAGCAAAAGCUGAAGACCGCUAUUGAUGAGGAUGGCCUUCGAGCCUGCCAAAUUCUCCUUCCCGCUACGGCAGUACGUCGACUCGACUACUCAAGGCUACCUCCGGUAUCCCUUGCAGACUGGCGAUUGAUUGAGACGAUCUUCCGACGCCGAGCGAGCCUCACGGUCCUCCACGCAACCACCAAGAAUGCAGCCAGACUACUGAUGGCGCCGAUGAGGGACGCAAGACUUUCUGGACCGGAUCUGAGGGAGAGACAUCGCCAGUCUGGAUGGUACUUGGCAGUUGAGUACAUUUCGGCAAUUCUCGGGGUAGAGGAGUAUGGCAUGCCACACGUACAAGGACAUUCCAGCACAGGGCAUCGUCUUUCUCAAGAGGAACAGACGAUGAUUGUAGCACUGAUGCGCGGCGGUGAGCCCAUGGCCCUCGGAGUCAAUGCUGCGUUCCCACUGGCCAGUUUCGUACAUGCAAAGGCCCCAAACGACCUGAAGCCAGAGCACUUCGAAGGCCGGAAAGCUGUCGUGAUUGUGGACUCGGUGAUUAAUACUGGGAAAUCGGUAAAAGGCUUUGUAGACUAUAUCCACAAUUGCGGGUACAAUGUCCGUAUCAUUGUUGUGGCCGGUGUAGUGCAAGCUGAGGCUGUGUCUGAAGGAAGUUUGCUAUCAAAAUUGUCCCAGGAAGGAGAGAUCAAAUUUGUUGCGCUACGGAUAUCUGACAACAAGUUCAAAGGAUCUGGUUCAACUGAUACCGGUAAUCGGCUGUUCAACAAUACUUAUAUAUCUUGA